Piliocolobus tephrosceles (Ugandan red Colobus) is the source of this 3218-nucleotide messenger RNA. It is a transcript of the gene UBE2J1, whose product is annotated as ubiquitin conjugating enzyme E2 J1. Bases 348 to 1184 code for a protein of 278 amino acids. The record is from RefSeq and is a predicted model, not a curated record. The transcript has 7 exons. NCBI's taxonomy places the organism in Eukaryota, Metazoa, Chordata, Mammalia, Primates, Cercopithecidae.
CGAGUGACGCAAGCCGGGCGGCCGCGACGGGGCUGGGCCUGCGGCUACCGGAGGAGGCUGACCUCCAGCCCGGGCGCCGGGUUCAGCGACGCCCGGGCCGGCGCCGGUGCCUGCCAGGCACUCAGGGAGGCGGGGGCGCAGCGGAGGAGGCGGCGCCAUCGCGAAGCCAGCGCCUCGCCAGCACUCAGCCUUGCCACCCGCCCGCAGUCCGGGCUGGACUGGGCGGCAUUUGCCGAGGCUCCUCGGCCAGGCCCUGUCCGCCUGAGCUGCGCUGAGACCUGGGCAGCGGCCGCGUGGAGAGGAGGUGGCAGCUGCCCGGGAGGCCGGAGCCAGGCCAGCGACCCGCCAUGGAGACCCGCUACAACCUGAAGAGUCCAGCUGUUAAACGUUUAAUGAAAGAAGCGGCAGAAUUGAAAGAUCCAACAGAUCAUUACCAUGCGCAACCUUUAGAGGAUAACCUUUUUGAAUGGCACUUCACGGUUAGAGGGCCUCCAGACUCCGAUUUUGAUGGAGGAGUUUAUCAUGGGCGGAUAGUACUUCCACCAGAGUAUCCCAUGAAACCACCAAGCAUUAUUCUCCUAACGGCUAAUGGACGAUUUGAAGUGGGCAAGAAAAUCUGUUUGAGCAUCUCAGGACAUCAUCCUGAAACUUGGCAGCCUUCGUGGAGUAUAAGGACAGCAUUAUUAGCCAUCAUUGGGUUUAUGCCAACAAAAGGAGAGGGAGCCAUAGGUUCUCUAGAUUACACUCCUGAGGAAAGAAGAGCACUUGCCAAAAAAUCACAAGAUUUCUGUUGUGAGGGAUGUGGCUCUGCCAUGAAGGAUGUCCUGUUGCCUUUAAAAUCUGGAAGUGAUUUGAGCCAAGCUGACCAAGAAGCCAAAGAACUGGCUAGGCAAAUCAGUUUUAAGUAUGGAGUCCAGAAUUCCUCGGCAGCAUCCUUUCAUCAACCUACCCACCCUGUAGCUAAGAAUACCUCCAUGAGCCCUCGACAGCGCCGGGCCCAGCAGCAGAAUCAGAGAAGGUCUUCUACUUCACCAGAUGGAAUCCAGGGCCGCCAGCCAAGAGACACCCAUACUGAUCAUGGCGGAUCAGCUGUACUGAUUGUCAUCCUGACUUUGGCAUUGGCAGCUCUUAUAUUCCGACGAAUAUAUCUGGCCAAUGAAUACAUAUUUGACUUUGAAUUAUAAUAUUGUUUUGUGACUUAAGAGCUGUGACUCAACUGCUUCAUUAAACAUUCUGCAUUGGGUAUAAUCUAAGAAUUGUUUACAAAAAAGUUAUUUUGUAUUUACCCUUCAUUCCUUUUUUGAUCCUUAUAAGUUUAGUAUAAAUAUAUCUAGACAUUCAUACUAUGUCUAGCAGUUAUGUCCUGCUUAAAGGGACCGGAAGUCAAAGUUCCUUGUUUCAUUAGUUGAUCUGCUUUGCAGGGAAAUAACUUGUUUUUUCUCAUGCUUCACCUUCUUUUUAUGUACAUUUGUAAUACUUUCCUAUAUAGCUCUUUGAAAUUUUUGGAUAAAAGAUGAUGUUUUAAGUUCCAGUGAGUAUUACUAGUUACUCAAUACUACUUAUUGAGUACACUGUUUCUACGUAUGUAGAAUGUAUAGGGAUAGAAGAGUUGAAAAGGGAAAGCAAAACUCAAGUAGCUUCCUUAAAAUGUCAUUUAUAGGAGAUGUUUAUGGGAUUGCUCAUUCUGUGACUUUAUUUGUGUCCUAAACAUUCUUCAGUGAAAAUAAUUUUAUUUCAGUCAAACAUUUAUGAGGAAAUGAGAUCACAUCUUUGUCACUGGAUGCUACUUGAAGAGGGAGUACUUUGUAACCACUUUGAUAUGCUGUUAUCAUCACUGCCCCCGCCCCUGCUGCCAUACCCACACAAGUUUAAAAAGAAAUAAAACAGUCUUCCAUAGAUUUUUGUUUAAGGAAGAAAGGGCCCAAACCAGGAGAUGCUUGGUUUUCUUCCAGAAGUUAAAUGGGGGGAUCUUAAGAUUUGAAUGUUUGCUCUGCUUUGAAAUGUAUGUCUUUUGGGAUGUAUUAUAUGCCUAGCUUUAUAAUCAGUAUAAAUUUUAAUUAUUCCAGGAAUAUGCAUCAUAUUGAAAUAUUUCAUGUACUAUUUUAAUAGAAAACCUCAGGGCCCAAGUAACAGUGAUAGAAGUUAGAAAAACCUUUACUUAGAAUUGUCCACCUAGUCAGAGCCCAGGAAGGAAUUUUCAGUGGAAAAAUCAAUGUAUAACUUAGUUCUAGCUAGCUCCACAAGUAGAUAAUAAUAUCAUCACAAUGGCUGGUGAGACCAUAGAAUCACAGAAAAACGUUGCCUUCAGCAUGUUCAGUUCGCAGCACUGAGGGCACUCUUGAGGGUGUUGUUAAUGAAGACUUAAUUUUUAAAUACAGGUAGUUCCAAGCUUUCAAAUAGGUUAUGCUCCAAAAGUGUUAUUUGUAAGUUAAUUUUUUUACAAGUCAGACAAUGUUGGAAUGGUAUUUAGGUUCUAGAUCAGUCCACGAAAGUUAGCCCAUAUAUAUAUCUUGAAUAGUAUAGGGGAGGGUAUUCAUAAAGUCCUUACGUGGUUUUAACUAAGUGAAAUUAUGGACAAGAGAAAUAAUUUGAAAAAUCAUUUUAAAGGCAAAUUUAAUUUUUACUCCUGUUUAUGGAACGUUCAUUCUAUUAACUGUCAGACACAAUUUCUGUUUUCAUCUGAGAGACAACUUUCCUUUAUUUCUACAUCUAAACUAAGAACAUAUUGUACACUAUUAUAUAAUACAGAAUUGUCUUAAACUUUAAUAAAUUUUCAUUUUAAAAGUGUUUACAUAUUAUUUUUUAUAUCUGUAGCUGAAUUUGUUAAAGUCUAAAAAGCUCAAGGACUUUAUGAAGAUCUCAUUAUAUGAGGAAAAUCAUAGGUUACCAUUUUAUAACUUUAUUGCUGUAAGAAAAUACAUUCUAAAGUCUUGAUUUGAAACAUAUUAGAAACCUUGGUUCAUUAUGCUCAGUGGUCUCCUAGCAAGAAGUCACUGACCCAGCUGGGAAAACCAGGUAGCGUCAUAGGAGAAGAAAGAAAUCCCCACCACCUCAACCUCUGCUGAGAUUGUGUGCUAGAACAGUCUUCCCUCCAUUUCCCCUCAGUCAAACUUGAGCCAGCCUCUGGAUGGAUGUGAUCUUGUUGCACGUUUCCAUGGGAUGUACCUAUACUUUAAGCCAAUCCUGCUGCAUUCACUGCUAAGUUAAAAAAAAAAAAA